AUGUUGGAUUCGAUAGAUAAGACCAUAGUCGCAGUAAUGAAUGGUGACAUCAUCGAUGAAUGUGAUGAUUCGACUGGAAUAAGUGUCCCGAACGAUAAUACGCACUUUGCGGAAACACAGCAAACGCAAAACAAUGAGCUACAAGAUGCAUUGAAUGGUAUCCUUGAUAAUUUGAUUGGUGAGCAAAAUCGAUGGACUAUUUCAUUAUAUCUGCCGAUGAGGCAAUGUGGUCAUCGAAGCAGACAAUCGACCAGCAGUCUGAAUGAAACCGAAACGAGAACAGUUGAUUCUUCUGACGAUCGACAUCAUCUACUUGGGAAGCGUCGCAAAAUUUCGUUGGGCUCGAGCGAUAAAGGAAAUGAGCAGUUGUAUCCAGUCGCAAAACGGAGUCACUCAAAACCCGAGAAACAUGUCAAGUUUGAUGAUCCAGUUCCACACUUUAUAAUAUCACCGAUAACAUCGCCAUUCUGCAAGUCGUCGAAUCAGUCGCGUUUUCAAGCAUCGUUGGAAGACGAGAUCUCAUCUUAUGAUCAGUCAUUCGCUGAGCAAAUUCCAUCUGAAUCCGAGAUUGAAACAGCGACCACAUCAACGAGUGAGUGCAUAAGUUCUCUGUCUACAGACGAAUUGAGGUUUGUUGAUGAGUUACAGAGGGAAUGCUUCAGUGAUGCUAUUCUCGACGUACAAAGGUUGCUCACCUCCGCAGCUCAGUUGCAUUCAUCCAGCAUUGAAAAUCACGAUGAAUGUGCAAUGGAUAAUGCGAAUCAGAAAAUGCAACAAGCUGAUCAAAUGACUGAAGAGGAAAUACGUAACGAUCUAAAGCAUGAUGCAGUUGAUAAUGCUCAGGAGUGCUAUCAAGAUAUCCCGGCAGAACACUCGUAUUUCUAUGAAUCGUACAGCCCUUGCAGUGAAGCUGGCACGAAGCUUGACAGCGGAUUGGACGCUAACGGAAUUGAAAUAUCUUAUCAAUCGGAACUUGAGAACAAUGGGGCGGUACGUGAACUGAAUGGGAAUAUUGGAGAAGAACAGAAAAAAGGAGCGUCAAGUGUAUCGAACAGAGCAGAUGAUGAAUUGCAGAAUGCUUCGGAAAGUGAACAGAGACAUUCGAUCGUAUCCGCCGAAAAAUUGAUCUCGGAUUCGGUGAAGAAGCGGGAUGGAACAUUGGAAGAGUUGAAAGUUCAUGAGAAUUCCGUUUCAAAUUUGCGCUCAUCAAACGGAAUGCAAACUGAGCAACAGAAUGGAUCAAAUGUGGAAGCGAAUCAUUCAAAACAAUCAUGUGACUCUCACGAGAACGUUAAGCGGAAAUCCGAAAUGGAGCAAACGAAUUCCUGCUUGGACGCAGUCAAUAAAGGUGCAAUGAAAGUGUAUGACGACAACUCAAGAGAAUCUGAAGAAGAUUCGACGAUUUUUUUAAUAUGUCACACAGACGAAGUGCACCAUCCGCAUGGUGUUUAUGCCGAACAGUCUCACAACAAUGAGCCCCUCAGGCCGUCUUUAACAUUCUACGAAACAAAGUUCACCACUUCAGUUAAUGACACGACUUCUCAAGCGAUUCUCAUUUCGCCUCGUCAGCUUAACUCCGCUGACACCGGCAGCCAACAAAGUAGUGCGCAGAUAUCUUUGCCCCUCGUAAUGAAAAGUUCCGAUGUUAACCAUCAAGUCACUAAUGAACCACCGAUUCAAGGUUUGGCUGAGAUCAGUUCUCAGCGAACGUCAUUACUCUCCUCUGUUUCAGAUACUUCUUACAGAACAUCUGAAAUUUCAUCCCUCACUGACGCUCUAUCAUCAACGUCUAGCGAUCGUGAGGCAUUCGUCGUACCACAACCAGAUGAUAAUAAUAAUAAUGUGAAUGUUAAUAAACAAACCACGCCAUAUUUAAGUGUUAAAGAACGUAUCGCAAUAAGAGAGGAACAAAUCCAGCAAUCAAUGAAGCCAAAACCGUUGAUUCUAAACAGCAGUGCACGAAUCCGUCAUCGAACAUUCUCAUUGGAUUCCAGUCUUAUAAACGACACUCAACGACCACAAACUUCAGAAAGCAUUUCAGAACCUUCGAAGUCGACCGAUGAACUGGAAUGCGGUCGUCUCAGCGUGCAUGAAAUGAUUUUACUGCAUGAACGUCAACUACACGCAAUCGAAGAUCAGUCGAAACAAAGAGCNCCACAUCGAAGCAAUACCCAAUGA
Anisakis simplex (herring worm) is the source of this 2178-nucleotide messenger RNA. The record is from the annotation of a GenBank genome assembly. Lineage: Eukaryota; Metazoa; Nematoda; Chromadorea; Rhabditida; Anisakidae.